Oncorhynchus tshawytscha (Chinook salmon) is the source of this 1019-nucleotide messenger RNA. RefSeq lists its product as uncharacterized. Gene Ontology annotation, molecular function: protein binding. Bases 1 to 744 code for a protein of 247 amino acids. The transcript has 5 exons. Lineage: Eukaryota; Metazoa; Chordata; Actinopteri; Salmoniformes; Salmonidae. The record is from RefSeq and is a predicted model, not a curated record.
AUGGUUCAGGAGAUCCACCACGGCCUGGUUCAGGAGAUCCACCACGGCCUGGUAGCAUUCUGUUCAGAGCUGAAGAGAAUGGAUGGGGAGGUGGAUGUGUCAGGGCUGAGAUCCCCAGAGCUGAAGCAGCGCCUUGGGCUGGCUCUGGGACUGCUCAGGGACAAGAGACACAGUCUAAAGAGCCUCCGAGAGUCCAUGAGAAACACAGCCGUUCGCAGGAAUGAGCGAUCAGAGGUUCGUCUUCUGGAUAAGAUGAAGCUGAACUGUCAGGUGUUUAAAGAAGAAAUCUCUCUGGUGCACCUCAAUCGACAAGUAGCCCAUCUACAGAAAGCACUUCAGGACAGCCAAGUCAAGGAGAGAUCCCUCCAUUCCCAGUCUCACCAGAGGAAGUGUUCUACCCUAGGCCAACUGGUCACUCCCCAGUGUCCUGCCAUGCUACUGGUUGUCCAGGAGAGCCGUGGGAAAGAUGGGAGCUAUGGAUUCACCUUCCAACUCUCACAGGACAGAGGACUGGUGGUGAUACAGGUGGCCAACUCACAUUCACCCCUCUGUCUGGAGGACAGAUUGGUGGAGGUGAACGGGGUACCAGUGGUGGACCACAGCGAACAGGAGUUGAGCACCCUACUCCUCCUGGGACCCAGUGCUCAGAUAGUGGUUCUGAGGAGACCUCGUCCUACUGGGACCCAGUGCUCAGAUGGUGGUUCUGAGGAGACCUCCUCCUCCUGGGACCCAGUGCUCAGAUAGUGGUUCUGAGGAGACCUUCUCAUCCUGGGACCCAGUGCUCAGAGAGUGGUUCUGAAGAAACCUCCUCCUCCUGGGACCCAGUGCUCAGAGAAGUGGUUCAGAGGAGACCUCCUCCUUCCAUAUUCAGACCUAGAAGACCCCCCUCCUGUUAGUCCCACCUCCAGCUUCUCAUCCUCCCAGCCCCAGAAGAGCCCCUCCUAUUAGUCCCACACCCAGAUCCCAUCUCAGUAGACCCCCUCCCAGCUCUCCUCCUCCCAGUCCCCAUCCCAGUCGAC